AUGUUCACCUCUCUGCUCGCCGGCGUCUUUGUCGCCGCCGCUAUUGCUUCGCCCAUCGCACCACCCUUUACCGCCCACGAGCGCAGACAUGAACUCCCUCGAGGAUGGCUCAAGACAGAAAAGGUGCCAGGUGGUUCAAUCCUACCAAUGCGUAUCGGCCUCGUCCAGUCGAACCUCGAGAAAGGACAUGAUCUGUUAAUGGAUGUUUCAACACACAACUCGCCCAACUAUGGCAAAUACUACACCGCCGAGCAAGUCAACGAGAUCUUUGCCCCUGCUAAGGCCUCUGUCGACUCUGUCAUCGACUGGCUUGCUUCUCACAGUGUCAACGGCAUUAGCUUGUCUGCCAACAAGCAAUGGCUGCAAUUCGACGCCCCUGUAGAGGUAGCUGAGAAGCUCUUCAAAACGGAUUACCACGUCUACGAGCACGCAACCAGUGGCGGCAAAAAUGUCGGAUACACUAGAUACCACGUACCCGAGCAUCUGAAGGAGCACAUCGAUUACAUCACUCCAGCCAGGAGCGGGCACGCAGUAAAUGACAAGAACACCAUCGAGAAACGUACCUUCGGUGUGACCAACGGCAAGGCGACAAAGCAACCACCGCUCCUCAAGGCACUCCCAUUGGCGAUCAGCGAGCUUCUGGGUCUCGCCGAGCUGAGCCUUUGUCAGAUUGCCGCUACCCCAUCUUGUAUCGCAAAACUCUACAACAUCACCCAGGCCACGAGCGCCCAAGCUGGUAACGAGCUCGGUAUUUUCGAGGACUUGGGCGAUGUUUAUUCUCAAACUGACCUGAACGAAUUUUUCUUGACCUUGGCCCACCGCAGACAAAUACCUGUUGGCACUCACCCAAAACUUGAAGCCAUUGACGGAGCUGUAGCCCCUGUUAGUGUUGCCAAUGCUGGCGCUGAGUCUGACCUCGACUUCCAGAUCUCGUACCCGAUUAUCUAUCCACAGAACACUAUCCUCUUCCAGACUGAUGACCCAGUGUAUGAGAACAACUACACCUAUGAAGGCUUCCUGAACAACUUCUUGGACGCUAUCGAUGGCUCAUACUGCAGCUACGACGGUGGAAACUCUCCUCUCGACCCACCUUACCCAGACCCACAGCCUGGCGGAUACAAAGGCGCUCUUCAGUGUGGUAUUUACAAGCCAACAAAUGUUAUUUCCAUCUCGUACGGUGGACAAGAGGCAGAUCUCCCUGCGUCAUACCAGACGCGUCAAUGCAAUGAGUACAUGAAGCUUGGUAUGCAAGGGGUCUCCAUCGUGCUUGCAAGUGGAGAUUCAGGAGUUGCAGGACCAGCAGGCGAUGACAACGCAGAUGGCUGCCUCGGAACUGGCCAAAUUUUCAGCCCCGACUUCCCAGCAACCUGCCCCUAUCUCACCACUGUUGGCGCAACUUACCUCCCGCCAAACGGGAAUGUCUUCAAGGACGAAGAGACCGCAGUGACCAGAUUUGGAAGCGGAGGAGGCUUCUCCAACAUUUUCGGGAUUCCAUCCUACCAAGCUGCCGCAGUAUCAAACUAUCUUACAAACCACCCACCACCAUACACUUCAUACUCCACGACUAAUGACGCGGAUAUCGGCGCUGGUGGCGGUAUUUAUAACCGUAACGGCCGUGGAUACCCUGAUGUCUCGGCCAUUGGCGACAAUGUCCUGAUCUUCAACAAGGGUGCUCCGACCCUCAUCGGUGGAACCUCCGCAGCUGCGCCAGUCUUUGCGGCCAUCUUGACUCGUAUCAAUGACGAGCGUCUCAAAGCUGGCAAGAGCACCGUCGGCUUCGUCAAUCCAACUUUGUAUGCCAAUCCAGGUGCCUUCCACGACAUCACUACUGGAAACAACCCUGGAUGUAACACCAAUGGGUUCUCUGCUGCCACGGGCUGGGAUCCUGUCACUGGGCUUGGAACUCCAAACUAUCCUGCUUUGCUCAAGUUGUUCAUGAGUAUCUAAGCGUGAUUUAGAGCACUAGGAAUCUUUGCUCAGCAAGCAUGAUAUAGUGCAAUAGCAAAAGGUCAGAUCGAAGAUAUGUGUUACGAAAUAUGGUAGUACAAGAAUAUUUUACAAUCAAAUGCCACUCCGCCAAAUUCGG
Messenger RNA from Aureobasidium subglaciale EXF-2481, 2086 nucleotides. RefSeq lists its product as uncharacterized. The record is from RefSeq and is a predicted model, not a curated record. Gene Ontology annotation, biological process: proteolysis. The coding region runs from base 1 to 1947 and encodes 648 amino acids. The transcript is spliced from 7 exons. Gene Ontology annotation, molecular function: serine-type endopeptidase activity; tripeptidyl-peptidase activity. NCBI's taxonomy places the organism in Eukaryota, Fungi, Ascomycota, Dothideomycetes, Dothideales, Saccotheciaceae.